Messenger RNA from Cavenderia fasciculata, 675 nucleotides. RefSeq lists its product as uncharacterized. The record is from RefSeq and is a predicted model, not a curated record. Bases 1 to 675 code for a protein of 224 amino acids. NCBI's taxonomy places the organism in Eukaryota, Evosea, Eumycetozoa, Acytosteliales, Cavenderiaceae. The transcript has 4 exons.
AUGAUAAAAAACCUAGAUUAUCACAAGCAAAAGGUUCAGUCAAAAGCUAAUCAUAGACAGGAAUCCUCAAAGCCAAAGAAAAACAUAGAUGAUCUGGUCUACACUCCAAAAGAAAAUGUGACCACCUAUACUUAUAUUGUUUCUAUUUCAAUGAUUGUAUCUUGUGGUCUCAACCUCUGGGACCUCAACGCUAGAUUCCGUGCCCAAAAGGCAUGGACGUUUGAGAGGUUCCUUCACGAGGUCGAGAACGAUAGAGUCGCAAAGGUUCAUUUGCCCAAUGACCAACUCAACCAAGACAAACCAAAUGAUUUUGUUCGUCCCAACGAAAAAUGGAAUGUGACCGUUGUCUCUUUUCGAGGUAGCGUUCCAUCUGUAUCGCGUGGCAAGGACGAAUCUUCCAAGCAUCUGUUCUUCCAAUGCAAAGAGACCACGCUACCAGCAAAGAUACUGAAAGAGGUUACUGCUCCCAACAACAUCACACCACCAGUUUGGGAGAUCACCCUCCAACAAACUCCAAUCACUAUCAACUUGAUUGCUGCUACACUCGAACGAAUAUGGUUCAGACGUAACGAUCUAUGUCACCAAAGAGAUGAACCAUCUACGAACAAUAUCUGUGAUCUAGACUUAAUCAUGUAUCACGUGACAUUAAAGUUAACUGGGACAAGUCUUGAUUAG